UGGCCCACGGAAAAUCCCGGGCUGCCAGCGGCCUGGCUACCCCAGGCAGCUGGUGGUGCCCAGGGCGGGCUGGGGCCUGCCCCUCGGGAGGCAGGAGGCCCCCGGGUAAUGAGUGGGUGGGGCUGCCGUACAGACACGGCUGAGCUCAGCGUCUGGCUGUGUGGACAUGGCCGGGCCAGGGCUUGGGGGCCACCCCACCGGGCCGCUCCUGCCGCUGCUGUUGCUGCUGCUGCCACCCCUGGCCCUGCCGGAAGGACCCCUGGUGUUCGUGGCCGUGGUGUUCCGCCAUGGCGACCGGGCCCCCCUGGCCUCUUACCCCACGGACCCCCACAAGGAUGUGGUCUCCGCCCUGUGGCCCCGUGGCCUGGGCCAGCUGACCGGGGAGGGCGUCCGCCAGCAGCUGGAGCUGGGCCGAUUCCUGAGGAGGCGCUACAAGGCCUUCCUGAGCCCCGAGUUCCGGCGGGAGGAGGUGUAUGUUCGCAGCACUGACUUCGACCGCACCUUGGAGAGCGCCCAGGCCAACCUGGCCGGACUGUUCCCAGAGGCGGCGCCGGGACGCGCCGAGGCCGACUGGAGGCCCAUCCCGGUGCACACGGUGCCCGUGGGCGAGGACAAGCUGCUGAGGUUCCCCAUGCGGAGCUGUCCGCGGUACCACGAGCUGCUGCGCGAGUCCACCGAGGCCCCCGAAUACCAAGAAGCCCUGGAGGGCUGGACGGAUUUCCUGGCACGUCUGGAGAACUUCACCGGGCUGGCACUGGUUGGGGAACCGCUCCGCAGGGCGUGGAAGGUUCUGGACACCCUCAUCUGCCAGAGAGCCCACGGCCUGCAGCUCCCGUCCUGGGCGUCCCCUCACGUCCUGCGGACGCUCGCCCAGAUCUCGGCCCUGGACAUUGGCGCCCACGUGGGCCCACCCAAGGCGGCGGAGAAGGCCCAGCUGAGUGGGGGGAUCCUGCUGGACGCCAUCCUGGCCAACUUCUCCCGGGCCCAGCGCCUGGGACUGCCGCUCAAGAUGGUGAUGUACUCGGCUCACGACAGCACCCUGCUGGCCCUCCAGGGAGCCCUGGGCCUCUACGACGGCCACACGCCACCCUAUGCCGCCUGCUUGGGCUUCGAGUUUCGGAGACACCUCAGGGACCCGGACACCGACGGAGGGAACGUCACCAUCUCCCUCUUCUACCGCAACGACUCUGCCCGUGCGCCCCUGUCCCUCAGCCUCCCCGGGUGCCCCGCUUCCUGCCCACUGGGCCGCUUCCGCCACCUGACGGCCCCGGCUCGGCCCCCAGCGCAGGGCAUCCCCUGCUACGGCGUCUAUGAACCCGCCACCUCCCCAGGUGACGGCCUUGUGCGCUGGGGGUGGGAGCCCGGGGAGCCCAGGCCGGCAGACUCACAGCCCCCGUGUUCCUCCCGCAGCCACCGCGGUGCCCCUGCUGGCUGGAGCCGUGGCCCUGCUGGCAGUGCUCAGCUUGGGGAUGGCCCUGCUGGCCCGGAGACCGGCCUGCCUGCGGGCCUGGGGGGGGGCCGUGUGAGCUGGGAAACCAGGGCGCCCCUCCCCCUUAGCUGACACUGGAACCCAACACGUGUGCUCCC
Molecule: messenger RNA, 1587 nt
Organism: Ochotona princeps (American pika)
Lineage: Eukaryota; Metazoa; Chordata; Mammalia; Lagomorpha; Ochotonidae
Gene: ACP4
Product: acid phosphatase 4
Exons: 10
Coding region: 167-1561 (464 amino acids)
Biological process (GO): regulation of neuronal synaptic plasticity; peptidyl-tyrosine dephosphorylation involved in inactivation of protein kinase activity; lysosome organization
Cellular component (GO): postsynaptic membrane; lysosome
Molecular function (GO): acid phosphatase activity; protein tyrosine phosphatase activity; receptor tyrosine kinase binding
Source: RefSeq, a predicted model, not a curated record